Molecule: messenger RNA, 507 nt
Organism: Baudoinia panamericana UAMH 10762
Lineage: Eukaryota; Fungi; Ascomycota; Dothideomycetes; Mycosphaerellales; Teratosphaeriaceae
Exons: 3
Coding region: 1-507 (168 amino acids)
Cellular component (GO): cytoplasm
Molecular function (GO): calcium ion binding
Source: RefSeq, a predicted model, not a curated record
AUGAUCAUCUACAAGGAUGUCAUCACCGACGACGAGAUCAUCUCGGAUGUCUACGACCUUAAAGAUCUCGGAGUCGUAUACGAAGCGGACUGCAAAAAGAUCACUCUCGGCACCGACAACAUCGACAUUGGCGCCAACCCGUCCGCAGAGGAGGCCGAGGAGGGCGCAGAAGACAAGGCCCAGACCGUGAUCGACGUAGUCCAUUCCUUCCGCUUAAACGAGACGAGCUUCGACAAGAAGGCGUAUCUAGGGCAUCUGAAGGAUUACAUGAAGAAGGUCAAGGCGGCGAUGAAGGAGAGGGGCGAGAGCGACGCGGCAAUCCAAGAAUUCGAGAAGGGUGCGCAGGCGAAGGCAAAGGACAUUGUGGGUAAAUUCAAGGAUUACGAGUUCCUGAUCGGCGAGUCGAUGGACCCCGAUGGAAUGGUCGUACUGCUCAACUAUCGCGAGGAUGGCAUUACACCAUUCGUGACGAUCUGGAAGCACGGCCUAAAAGAAAUGAAGGUUUAG